Onthophagus taurus is the source of this 1157-nucleotide messenger RNA. RefSeq lists its product as uncharacterized. NCBI's taxonomy places the organism in Eukaryota, Metazoa, Arthropoda, Insecta, Coleoptera, Scarabaeidae. The record is from RefSeq and is a predicted model, not a curated record.
GGUGGUAUGAAUGAAAAGCGAGCAAAUGCUCUUAAGUAUAAGCAACAGCUAUAAGCUUAUGCUGAAAGUAAAAGGUCCGAGUAUAAGCAUUUGCUCCGAUUUGUAUGAAUAAUGAUUUGCUUUUACUUAUGAGCAUCUGCUUAGAUCAAAUGAGGAUUUGCUCGUCUAACUCGUCGUGACUUGUAUAAAUCGGUGCCGCAGUUGUUAUACUUACGCUCUUAGUAUUUGAUGUUUGUGUUUAUUUACCUAACCUAACAUACUGAAUUAUACCCUUAGAAGUUUAAUGCUUUGUAUAAACCAGUAAUUUGUAAGACAACAAUGUCGGCAGAAGAAAAUGGUGACGAUGUAUCAAGCAACAAUUUGCUAGUAGCAUUGCAGUUGCAAAAAAGGCCGGAAAUUCUAUGGAAAACACAAAUUCCGCAGAAAAAAACAUUGAAAGAUGAAGCCUUGAGGCAAUCAGUUCUUGAGCUAGAACGUCAAUUGGGAAAACCAUUAACCUCUUCUCAAUUGAUGAAAAAAGUAAACAAUAUGAAAACGAGGCUAAAAAGCAAAGUGGACAAAAACAAAACCGGGAAUAAAAAAAUCGUUUUAUGCCAGUGGGAAAAAAUUUUGCACGAAUUAAUGGAUGGAGAGGAUAAUCCGACUAUAAGCAAAAUUCCUGGAGCAAAAAGUAUUGGACCUCCUACCACCAAAAUAAACAAAAACAACGAAGAUUUAUCAUCUUCUAUAUUGCUUGAGUCUGAGCAGACGGAUGAAUUUAGGCCCCAAAUAGCUUCCCUUGUGCCACCUCGACCUACAAAACAUCAAACGAAGAAGAAUUUAGAAACAUAUGAAACAGAAGAAACUUCCAAACUCACUACUCAGGAAUUGCAACGAUUGGUACUUAUCGAACAAUUGGAGACCACUCGUGUUCAAAGGCAGUAUUAUCGAGAAAUGAUGCAAAAAUCCAAUACCGGUCGCUCUUAUUAUGAGCCUGAUGGAAACGAAAACGAUAAUGAUGUACCUAGGUACGCAGUGCUUUAAAGAAAUAAUAAAUUUGGUUUAGAUAGAUACUUUGGUACUAACAAUAUGAUAUGAUUCCAUGCAAAGAUUACAUUUACAAAACAUGUUUUUUGUUAAGGGAUAUUUGUUAUUUUUAUAAAAUGAUUUUUCUUAAG